AUGGAGAUAAAUAAUAGUUAUACUAUUAGACACCCAAUUGAAAAGAGAAAAGAAUCAAUCAACCACAGUGAAUUGAUCAAUGGUAUUGCAUUGGUGUCUAGAUGGUGGUUACAUGUAGUUAGACAAUCAAGAACUAAUCUUGUUAUUAAAGGUCCAUUGGAAUAUUCAUUCUUACACGAUACAUUGCAAUCAGAUUAUUCAAUCUACUCUUUUAAUAAUAUACAAGUACUUGAUUGGCAGGUCUUACAUAAAUCAAACAAGACUAGUAAUGUGCAAUCAAAUAAAUAUAAAGAGGAGUUUAAAGUAGUCGACCAAUUAAUACAACUAUUGCCACAACUCAAGAUAGUACAUUAUACAUGUGAAAAUGCACCUGUCGAAGCAUCAAAUACCAUCGUCGAGAUGAUAAGACUAUAUAGUCCACAAUUAGAGAUCAAUAUUGAUUUAUCUAUCAAUGGUGUUGGAGUAUUUAAGUGGCCACUACAACAACAACAAACUGGUUCUUCCAAUAACAACAAACCAAAUCAUACAGUCAUUCGUAUUGGACAGUUAUUUGGUGUAUAUCAAUAUGAAGGAGAAACAUUUACAAAAUCUUUCUAUCAAAUGUUGGAUAUGCUCAAACCAAGUAUACUGAAUCUAUGUUGUUCUCAAAACAACGAGAAUGGGCCGUCAUUUGAUCAACAUGUGCCAAUCGAUGAAUUAAUCGCCCAUCUCUCUGGUUCCAUCAAACACAUCAACUUUGGAGAUACUUUUAUUAAAUUGUCAACUCUAAGUAGAUUAGUAAAUUGUACAAAAGGAUAUGGUUUGGAAUCAAUCAGGACUGUCGUCAUACCACAUAAUCACAAUAUAGCCAAUUGGAAUGAAAUUUGUUCAACUCUUUCAUCCAACAAUACUCGAGUAAAGAGAUUGGAUUUGAAACGUGUUAAUCUUCCAAUGGCUUGUGAUAUGGUCGGUGAACCAUUUGCAUCGAUUUGGGCAACCAAUACAACCGUCGAGUUUCUUAGAUUGACACAUUUUGAUUGUAUAGGUACGACAUCUUUGUUUUAUACCAAUCUAUGUCAUAACCAAACUAUCACCAAGUUAAUGUUGACUCAUGGUACCAUUCAACAGAGUCAUCUUGCCGAGUUUAGUUUGGUUCUAUCUAGUAACACCAAUAUUGUCCAUUUAGAUAUCAACUCUAAUUACCUACAAUCUACCAAAGAGUUGGUCAAUGCAUUCAAAACAAACAAAUCAAUUCGUGUAUUGAAUAUAAUGAAUAAUCAAUUUACAAAUAAUGCCUCUGCUAUCAUAUCAGAGGCAUUAUUAGAAAGUGAUACAGUACAAUACUUAUUCCUCGACAGAGACUGGAUCAACCCAAACCAAAAGUAUUUCAAACAAUCAAAAUCAUUAAAAGAGUAUUACCAAGAAUGUGAACCAACUCUAUCCAACCAUAUAGAUGAAUGUUUCUUUGAUCGUUUUCUUUUUGAUUAA
Molecule: messenger RNA, 1467 nt
Organism: Cavenderia fasciculata
Lineage: Eukaryota; Evosea; Eumycetozoa; Acytosteliales; Cavenderiaceae
Exons: 2
Coding region: 1-1467 (488 amino acids)
Source: RefSeq, a predicted model, not a curated record